AUGUCCUCUUUACGCGCACAAAAUGCAUGGAUGCUACUCAAGAGAGCCGGAGCAGUUCGACCGGCCAUUCACUCGAGUUCUCAGCGCUUCCAAAGCUCGCUGACAACGGUCACUAGCAGUCCUGUCCAGAGCCUCCCAAAGCAACCCGAUUACGAUAUCCCAGCUGAUAAAGCAACCUCUACAUUUACUCCUAUCCCCACCCGAGUGCAGGAUGGUAGCGAGGACAUUCUCCCAGCUGCAGUUCUGUCCGGUGCCCCAAUGGAGCUGCAAGCCCGCACCGUCAGAAUAUACAAGGAAUCCAAACCAGCGACGCAAUCUGGUGAUUUCAGAACAGAACGGUGGCGAAUGGAUUGGGACAUAUUGCCCAAAGGCCAUCGCUGGGAGAACCCCCUGAUGGGUUGGCAGUCAUCGGGAGACUUCAUGCAGGGCACUCACGUGAACUUCAAGACAAAGGAGGACGCAGUUCAUUUUGCAGAGAAGCAAGGUUACGACUACUUCGUUCAAGAGCCGAAUUCCCGAAAGUUCACUCCUAAGGCUUACGCCAACAACUUUCUUUAUUCGCCGAAAAAACUCAAGCAUGUUCGUACCAAGUAG
Ustilaginoidea virens is the source of this 594-nucleotide messenger RNA. RefSeq lists its product as uncharacterized. The record is from RefSeq and is a predicted model, not a curated record. NCBI's taxonomy places the organism in Eukaryota, Fungi, Ascomycota, Sordariomycetes, Hypocreales, Clavicipitaceae. Gene Ontology annotation, biological process: electron transport chain. The transcript has 3 exons. Bases 1 to 594 code for a protein of 197 amino acids.